CGGCGGUAAAGGGGUGGCUGUAGACCCUCUUUUGGGGGGGUCCGAUUAUAAAAAAUAUAUACACACAUAUAUACACGCCCAAGGCCGCAAGAUAGGUCCUAUGCCGACAUUAGGUCUUUUUUUAGCAAGCAUAUAGCGGUAUCUCUAUAAUUUUAAAAAAUGCCUAUUUUACUUUUCCUGAUAGACACGUCCGCUUCUAUGAAUCAGCGCACUUAUUUGGGUACGACGUAUCUGGACAUUGCUAAAGGCGCGGUUGAGAUCUUUAUGAAGCUGCGUGCCCGAGACCCGGCUAGUAGAGGCGACAGGUACAUGCUAGUUACAUUUGAUGAGCCACCAUACGGAGUUAAGGCGGGCUGGAAGGAGAACCAUGCCACGUUCAUGAGUGAGCUGAAGAACCUGCAGGCGUCCGGUCUGACCACACUUGGUCACGCGCUGCGGGCCGCCUUCGACCUGCUCAACCUCAACCGCCUCGUCUCCGGCAUCGACAACUACGGGCAGGGCCGGAAUCCCUUCUUCCUGGAGCCCUCUGUGAUCAUCACCAUCACAGACGGGAAUAAGCUGACCCACAACUCCGGGGUGCCGGAUGAGCUGCACCUGCCCCUGAACUCCCCGCUGCCCGGCAGCGAGCUGACGAAGGAGCCCUUCCGCUGGGACCAGCGCCUCUUCGCCCUGGUGCUGCGUCUCCCGGGCGCCGCUGCCCCGGACAGCGAGCAGCUGGGCAGCGUGCCCACCGAUGAGUCGGCCAUCACCCAGAUGUGUGAGGUCACCGGAGGCCGGUCCUACUGUGUGCGGACCCAGAGGAUGCUCAACCAGUGUCUGGAGUCUCUGGUCCAGAAGGUUCUGAGCGGCGUCGUCAUAAACUUUGAGAAAACGGGGCCGGACCCUCCUGUGCUAGGCGAAGACGGUCCGGUUGACCCGGCUCGGCCCGUGUCCUCCUUCAGCCCGCAGCCUUGGCACAGCUGCCACAAGCUCAUCUACGUGCGACCGAACCCCAAGACGGGGGUGCCUGUGGGACACUGGCCCAUCCCAGAAUCCUUCUGGCCAGACCAGAACUCUCCCACUCUGCCCCCACGCUCAGCACACCCAGUGGUACGCUUCUCCUGUGUGGACUGUGAGCCCAUGGUGAUUGACAAGCUGCCCUUUGAUAAGUACGAGCUGGAGCCCUCCCCGCUCACGCAGUACAUCCUGGAGAGGAAGUCCCCACACAUGUGCUGGCAGGUGUUUGUGAACAGCAGUGGGAAGCACAGUGACCUGGGCCAGCCCUUCGGCUACCUGAAGGCCAGCACCACUCUCACCUGCGUUAACCUGUUUGUCAUGCCUUACAACUACCCGGUCCUGCUGCCGCUCCUAGACGACCUGUUUAAAGUGCACAAGUUGAAGCCAAACCUCAAGUGGCGGCAGGCCUUUGAGAUCUACCUGAAGACGAUGCCUCCCUACUUCCUCCUGCCUCUGAAGAAGGCCCUGAGGAUGAUGGGAGCGCCCAAUCUCAUUUCUGACAACAUGGACUGUGGCCUCAGCUACAGCGUCAUCUCCUACCUGAAGAAGCUUAGCCAACAGGCGAAGAUGGAAUCGGACCGGCUGAUCGUGUCGGUGGGGAAGAAGCCCCCCCAGGAGACGGGCAUCAAGGUGAAGAACCACUCGAGCGCCCUGUCGCUGGCCCACCGCCGCGACUUCAAACAGCUGCUGCAGGGUAUCGCCGGGGAGACGCCGCUCCGCCUCGCCGACAUCAACUUCAAAGAGUUCGCCGGAUUCCAGAUCGCGCUGCUCAAUAAGGACUUGAAGCCCCAGGCCUAUAGGAAUGCCUACGACAUUCCGCGGCGGAACCUUCUGGAUCAGCUGACCCGUAUGCGCUCCAACCUUCUGCGCACGACACAGAAGCUCAUUCGUGGGCAGGACGAAGACUACCUGCACAGCAUCCCUGUGGCCCAGAUGGGGAACUACCAGGAGUACCUGAAAAUGAUGCCGUCGCCCCUGCGGGAGAUCGACCCGGACCAGCCCAAACGCCUGCACACGUUCGGGAACCCCUUCAAGCAGGACAAGAAGGGAAUGAUGAUCGAUGAAGCGGAUGAAUUCGUCACAGGCCCCCAGAAUAAGAAAAGAGGGGGCGCGGGGGACCCUAACUCGGGGGCCACGCUAAAGAGGAGGAGGAGCAUGUCCCCGCUGCUGCGGCGGCCGCAGACGCCACCGAUCAUCACCAACCACGUUGUGGGGAAGGGCCCUGCGGGGCCCCAGGGCCAACACGGCCUCAUCAAGCCCAUCCCUCUGCACAAAGGAAUGGAGGGGAACAACAUGCUGGGGACGGAGAGCAACGGGGAACGGACACAGGGUGGGGAGUCGGCCGAUGGCUGGCCCGGGGGGGUGGAUGGGGUUGGGGGAUCCCCUGUGGGUCUCUGCAUGGAGGACAGGGCUGGAAUGGGGGGAGGCGAAGGCACGGAGGACAGGAUGGGGCUGGAGGACAGACUCGGAGAGGACGGCCUCGACGUGAGGCCUUCAGACCGCCCGGGAAACUGUGAGGAGCUGAGUCCUCCCGGCCAGCAGGGGGUGCUGGACGAGACAGGGGGAGACUUGGCUGUGCCUGGGACAGUCAUCAUGCUCCCUCUGGAGGGCAGCAACGCAGAACUGCGGACACGGGUCAUCAAGGAGGUUCGAAAGCCUGGCCGCAAUUACGCGGCAAUAUUCCGGCUAUUGGAAGAAGCGAAGGGUCCAGUGGAAGUGCAGAAGUACAUCAUCCAUCACGCCAUCAAAGAGGCUGCCAGGUUUAAGAAGCGGGUUCUGAUCCAGCAGCUGGAGAUGGCCCUGGAGGAGAUGGAGGAGAAGCAGCUGCUGCCCGCCCGCCUCAACAACGUGCACGGCAGAUAGUGCAGGAGCAGCGCUGAGGGAGAGACCCGGGGCUGUGCCGGCGGGAGGGAGGCCGGAAGAGCCGGCGCAGGAAAACAGGAGCAGGGGGACGGAGAGGGAGAGGGAGAGGGAGGGAGGUGGGGGAGAGGGUUAGACAGGUGGCCCUGUUCCCAGCAGCUCCGCGCGGAGGCCGGCUGCAGCCCGGGCGCUCAGAUUCCCCUCCCAGCUCUCACAGGGGAGGGCCGAUUCGGCAGGAGGGAAGCUCACGGGGGUGUCGGAGGGAGGUUCACGGGGACGUCGGGGUGCAUUUAUGAGCGGCGACCUUUCUCGUGUAGACAAGCCCCGAGUUCCUGACCACCCGCCUUCCCAAUGUCUGUGCACACUCCCUCUGAAGCAGGCCCUCCCCACAGAAGCUGGCACCCUCCAGGAGGACAGCAAGGGUUCGGUAUGCAAGGCGGCGAUGUCUUCAGGGCACAUCUGCGAGCCGGGGAGGGUGCAUCGAUCUGCUUCUGGCGAAUAGGUCAGUGAUUUCGAGCAAGGAGGGAGACAGCGUUAGAGAUGUUAAGCACCUAAGAGGUACCUGCAUAGGCUCGACUGUACUCAAGACCAGAGGUAUCUGAGCUUGGGCGGCUUGGUCCACACAGUUCAGAGGAAUAGGACCUGUUAAAGUGCACAGGCUCUGUAGAGCUCAGCUUGGCCUCCCCUUCUGUUAAGGUUAUAGAGGAAAAGAGGUCAGUCUGUUGGUAGAUAGGAGGACGAUCAUAGACACACACUGACAGUAGGCCUGUGGCACACGCGAGGAAUCUUAUCUACCUCAACUCUUCAACGCGGUUGUUUCCGGGGGGGGUUUUCGUUCUGUGUUUUUAUUGACAACCGUUCUGUUUCCUACGGGAGUUAAAUGUGAGGUCAUGUCUGAACUGCUGGACAAUAAGCGUGACAAGACGUUGCCCUCAACCACCCCUCUUCUGUACAAUUCUCCAGACGUGCAUAAAAGCAAUAGUGUCACACACCAUUUUAUAGGCGUUGUUUUUGUUUCCUCCCCAUGUGUCGGAGGUUAGACAUUGUUCAAGGAUAUGUACAGCCAUUCUGUCUGCUGAGACACUGCUAGCUGCUAGGGUCCAACCCCCUUGUCUGUGUCUCUGUGUCACUCCUGCAGCUUGAAGUACCACCCACACCCCCCAAAUUAGCUCAAAGCGGGGUCAUUCAAAAUCUGUGCACCCCUUCCAUUGAUCACCUGUUCCCGAUUGGACGACUGAGAACUCUCACGCUGCAUCACAACACCACAGACACAAACUAGCCGUCUCCUCUUUCUUUGGUUUAUUUUUAAAACGAAAGCUGUAUACUACUUUUUAAUGUUCAUACAUGGAAAAAUAGAGAUUAUUUUUGGACAGUAUUCUU
Messenger RNA from Megalops cyprinoides (Indo-Pacific tarpon), 4236 nucleotides. Its product is annotated as integrator complex subunit 6. NCBI's taxonomy places the organism in Eukaryota, Metazoa, Chordata, Actinopteri, Elopiformes, Megalopidae. The transcript has 18 exons. Gene Ontology annotation, cellular component: integrator complex. Bases 160 to 2859 code for a protein of 899 amino acids. Gene Ontology annotation, biological process: snRNA 3'-end processing. The record is from RefSeq and is a predicted model, not a curated record.